UGCGAAACAAAUACUCGAGAAGUGAGACAAUCAACACAUCCAGAGCUGAUCCAUGGGAGUGACCGGACUGUGGGGUAUUGUGGACAGUGUCGGACAUCCCGUCAACUUAGAGACACUUCACAAUAAAGUGAUUGCAAUCGAUUUGUCUCUUUGGGUGAACCAAUCGAUUAAAGGCUUUCGCGGCAGAAAUGGUCAGACCGUAGACAACGCCCACGUGUUGGGACUCUUUCACAGAGUCUGCAAACUAUUGUUUUACAAAAUAAAACCGGUCUUUGUCUUCGACGGUACCACUCCUCAGCUCAAGAGGAAUACAAUCGCAAAGAGAGCUGAGAGGAGACUCAAAGCCGUGGACAAGUCGCGAGAGUCUGCGCUCAAAGUCUUAACCAAAUACCUGUCUUCACAACUGCCCCCGAGUUCUGCUAAACAGAUCCCAAGAAGUGAUAGCUUGCCAUCACUUGAGUCUUCGUUGCAUCCAAUACCAGAUAAUCACGACUUCAAGGUAUACGAAGAGUUGAAUGAAUUGGAAAGAGAUAAAGAGUUGAGUGACAGCGACCACGAAGACAGUGACUCGGAAUCGGAUCCAAUCAUAGCCCACACGUAUAGGAAUAUUCAGAAUUUGGAUUCAAUUGAUAUUAAUUCGGAUGACUUUAAGGCUUUGCCACUCGAUGUCAGGUAUGAGAUACUGACCGAAUUGAAGCAGAAAUACAAGGGAUACAGGAAUACAGAGCUUAUGCCUAAAGAAUCCAAUGAUUUCUCGAAGUAUCAAAUGCUGAGACUUCUCAAGAAACGAAGUCUUCAGUCGAAGAUUGAAGAAACCAUUAGUCAAUUGAAUGGUCAGAACUCAGAGGAUAUUAUCGCGAAUUUCGCUAAAAAUGAUUUCGUCUUUGAGAGCGAUUCCACUGCCGGACGACUCAUGUCGGACGAGACGACAAGAUUUAUAUUCCUUAAGAAGUCUCAGACGAGUUCAUCGAAAAUCACUGAUGAGGACAACCAUAUCAAUAGCAAUACCACUAAAACUCAUCUGAUUGUGAAGAACUUGCUAUAA
Oppiella nova is the source of this 1045-nucleotide messenger RNA. Lineage: Eukaryota; Metazoa; Arthropoda; Arachnida; Sarcoptiformes; Oppiidae. The record is from the annotation of a GenBank genome assembly.